AUGCCGGGGCCGGAUGUGAGAGCCAAUGACAAUGUUCUCGGCGAAAUGUCGACAGAGCCCACGGCGACUGUACACAGCGGCGUCGAUGCAAAAACCGAAAGGAAAUUGACUGUAUUAGAAACACAUGGAUAUGUUCUAGGCAGAACUAUCGGAUCAGGAUCAUAUGCCACGGUUAAGGUGGCUACCAGUGACAGGCACAAUUGUCAAGUGGCCAUAAAAAUAAUAAGCAAAUUUCAAGCACCAGGAGAUUACCUGAAGAAGUUUCUGCCGAGAGAAAUAGAAGUUGUAAAAGGCUUGAAACAUGAAAAUCUCAUUCGGUUCCUUCAAGCAAUUGAAACAACGCAUAGGGUGUACAUAGUAAUGGAGUAUGCUGAGAACGGCAGCUUACUGGACAUAAUACGCAAGGACCAGCAUAUUGACGAAAUCCGCGGCCGCCGUUGGUUCCGACAACUGGUCGAAGCGGUAGAAUAUUGUCAUGAGCGAGGGGUUGUUCAUCGGGAUAUAAAAUGCGAAAAUCUCCUUAUGGACCACGGUUUAAACAUAAAGCUGUCGGAUUUCGGAUUUGCGAGGGGCCAUAUGAAACCGAAGAACGGCGUGUAUGCACUAAGCGAAACAUUUUGCGGAAGUUACGCCUACGCUUCCCCUGAGAUCCUGAAGGGAGUCCCUUACCGUCCUCAGGAUUCUGACAUUUGGAGUAUGGGCGUCGUUCUAUACGCCAUUGUGUAUGGACGCCUACCGUUCGACGACACAAAUUACACACAGCUGCUAAAGCAAGUCCAGAAUAAAGUCUCGUUUCCUCGCGAACCUAAGGUAUCUGCGGAUUGCCGUAAGCUAAUCACAAAGAUCCUGUCACCACUCAAGGUGCGCGUCAAGAUUCCACAGAUACUUGCCGACCCCUGGCUUAAUCCUAAUCAGCCAGCAAAAGACGAAGAGGUAGACACCGCACAGGAAACUGAAAAAAUCAGGGACGAUGUAAUCAAAAGCGUGAAUAUUGGAACAGUGACAUUUGAUAGAAAAUUAGAAGAAGUAAAAUAACAUUUGUUUUAUUUUUUCCAACGGAAAUGUUUAUAUAAAUAUGACGAAGAUGCGAUGAAUAUAAAAUUGAAUUUUACAUCAUUUUAGUUAAGUCGUUUUACUGUUACUUUGUAUAGUUGUUCCCCUAAGUAUGGAAACACCUUGAGAUUGUGUGGAUUUGGCAGAAUAGAUUAUGAAGAUAUUGCAGGAAUACUAUAACCAGAACUCACUUUUUUAAAUGCGCGCCACAAUCUUGUCUAUGGUUAUACGUCCGGAAACUCGGACAGAUGGCGUUAAUGCACCCCAAUAAACGUACUGAUAUUUGGAUCCCAAAUAAGUUGCUAUUUUAACUAUUCUGUGCUUUAAUAAUUCAGCAACUACAUUUCCAAUAUUUUAUUAAGUAGCUAUAUUAUUUUUAUAUGUAGUAAAUUACCAAACUCAUUAAAUAUACUUUUGAUAUAUUUUCAUUGUAAUUGAAAA
This is a messenger RNA of Pectinophora gossypiella (pink bollworm), 1494 nucleotides long. Its product is annotated as testis-specific serine/threonine-protein kinase 3-like. Gene Ontology annotation, molecular function: ATP binding; tau-protein kinase activity; protein serine/threonine kinase activity. Gene Ontology annotation, biological process: protein phosphorylation; microtubule cytoskeleton organization; intracellular signal transduction. The record is from RefSeq and is a predicted model, not a curated record. Gene Ontology annotation, cellular component: cytoplasm. The transcript has 6 exons. The coding region runs from base 1 to 1035 and encodes 344 amino acids. Lineage: Eukaryota; Metazoa; Arthropoda; Insecta; Lepidoptera; Gelechiidae.